AGGGAGUAUCUUUUUCCCAUGGCUGACAUUGUAACUCCAAAUUUAAAAGAAGCAUCUGCUUUACUUGGUGGUGUUCAAUUGGAAACAGUCAGCGACAUACGUUCUGCUGCAAAAUCUAUCCAUGACAUGGGUCCACGAAAUGUACUUGUCAAAGGAGGUGACCUCGCUUCUUCAUUGGAUGCUGUUGAUAUUUUCUUUGAUGGAGAUAAUUUCUAUGAGCUGCGUUCACCACGCAUAAGAACUCGGAAUACUCAUGGAACUGGCUGCAUUUUGGCUUCAUGUAUAGCAGCUGAGCUUGCAAAAGGUUCUUUAAUGCUAUCAGCUGUUAAGGUAUAUUUUUAA
This is a messenger RNA of Camellia sinensis, 342 nucleotides long. The record is from RefSeq and is a predicted model, not a curated record. NCBI's taxonomy places the organism in Eukaryota, Viridiplantae, Streptophyta, Magnoliopsida, Ericales, Theaceae.